UCUAGGGAGAUUCAACAUAUUCGCAGGAAAACCUUUAAAGGAAGUAAGACACACUCAUCCUCCACAAUGGAUAAAUUUCGGAUGAUGUUCCAGUUUUUACAGUCCAAUCAGGAAUCCUUCAUGAAUGGAAUUUGCGGUAUUAUGGCUCUUGCCAGUGCACAGAUGUACUCAUCUUUUGAGUUCACUUGCCCCUGUUUACCAGAAUACAACUUUGCGUACGGUAUUGGAAUUUUACUUGUUCCACCUAUCUGGUUUUUCAUGCUUGGAUUUGUGCUCAACAACAAUGUGUCCAUGCUGGCAGAGGAGUGGAGGAGACCUAUAGGGAAGCGAAGGAAAGACCCGACCAUUUUGCGCUACAUGUUCUGUUCCAUCACACAGCGCUCCAUGAUAGCGCCUGCCGUUUGGAUAUCUGUUACCCUCAUGGACGGAAAAAGCUUCCUCUGUGCCUUUAGCAUUAACCUGGAUGUACAACAGUUUGGAAAUGGAAGCAAUCACGGCCUUUCGGAAGUAGCUCUCCAAAGGUUACUCGCUAAAAUUCCCUGCAAGCAUAUCUUCGAUGGAGAGGCUGUGAUAUCGAGAGAGGCAGCUUCAAGAUAUAUUCGCUGCAUAUCACAGGCUGUCGGCUGGAUCUUUCUGUUGCUCAUGACUUUGCUGGCUUUCAUGGUGCGAGCGAUACGACCCUGUUUUACACAAGCGGCCUUCCUUAAAACCAAGUACUGGUCGCACUACAUCGACAUAGAGCGCAAGAUGUUUGACGAAACCUGCACCGAGCACGCCAAAACUUUCGCCAAAGUGUGCAUCCAGCAGUACUUUGAGAGCGUCAGCGGGGAAAUGCACAGGUUCCAUGGACAGCAUGAUGACAAGGACAGCGACGACGAAGACGACAAACGGAAAAGCGAUGAGGACAAACUCUUGGGGAUCCGUGCCCAGGAUGACAUGAAUAAAGUCCUCUGGAACUGGCACACCUGCAAACCAUCACUCAACCUGAAAAAGGCUGAGGCUCAGAACGGAGAUGCCACGGGACAUGUGGAAAUAUGCAUGAGUGGUUACACUCAGCAAACACAGAGCCCAGCCAAGAAGCCAUGGGUGGCCUAUUAUAGUAAGGUCUGAAGAUUUAUUAACAGGGAGCACAGACAUCUAAACCACAAAGACUGAUGGACAC
This is a messenger RNA of Scleropages formosus (Asian bonytongue), 1162 nucleotides long. RefSeq names its product calcium homeostasis modulator 1b (gene calhm1b). The coding region runs from base 67 to 1110 and encodes 347 amino acids. Gene Ontology annotation, molecular function: monoatomic cation channel activity. The record is from RefSeq and is a predicted model, not a curated record. NCBI's taxonomy places the organism in Eukaryota, Metazoa, Chordata, Actinopteri, Osteoglossiformes, Osteoglossidae. Gene Ontology annotation, cellular component: plasma membrane. The transcript is spliced from 3 exons.